AUGGACAUCGACAGAAGCGACGGGCCCACGGUGACGAUCCGGGAGCUGGACCGCGACCACGUCAACUUCAUCCUCAAGGACGUGGACCUCGCGAUGGCCAACUCGCUUCGCCGGACGAUGCUCGCCGAGGUGCCGACGCUCGCCAUCGACUUGGUCGAGAUCGACGUCAACACCCUGGUGUUGGCCGACGAGUUCUUGAGUCACCGGUUGGGGAUGAUCCCCCUUUCCUCCGAGGGGAUCUCCGACCUCUCCUACCUGCGUGAUUGCACCUGUGACAACUACUGUGCCAAGUGCCUGGUGAGACUCGAGUUGGCGGCGAAAUGCGACCUGGACUCGACGAUGAACGUGUACGCGCUGGACCUUGCCAAGUUCAGCAACGGGCUCAAGCUUGGCGACCCCGUGAUCCGCGAUCCCCACCGCCGGGGGCCGUUGAUUUGCAAGUUGCGCAAGCACCAAGAGUUGCGCAUCACCUGUAUCGCCAAGAAGGGGAUCGCCAAAGAACACGCCAAGUGGUCGCCGUGCGCCGCCAUUGGCUUUGAAUACGACCCGUGGAACAAGUUGAAACACACCGACUACUGGUACGAAGUCGACGCCGACGAAGAGUGGCCGCGGCUGGAAAACUGCGAGUGGGAAGAGGCGCCCAACCCCGACGCCCCCUUCGACUACAAGGCGGUGCCCCAGAACUUCUACAUGGACGUGGAGACGGUCGGGGUGUUGCCCCCUGACGAAGUGUUCCUCAAGGCGAUUGAGGUGUUGCAGAUGAAGCUCGCCGGCAUCAGUGUCGAGCUCAACAAGGACCUGGUCGAGGCCAACGACGCCGCCAACCACGGCGGGUUCACCACCUACGGCGGGCCCCAGGAACAGGAAGGCGACGCCGGCGGGUUUGGCGGCUCUCUGUGGUAA
This is a messenger RNA of Diutina rugosa, 903 nucleotides long. Its product is annotated as DNA-directed RNA polymerase II core subunit. The record is from RefSeq and is a predicted model, not a curated record. Gene Ontology annotation, biological process: DNA-templated transcription. The transcript has a single exon. Lineage: Eukaryota; Fungi; Ascomycota; Pichiomycetes; Serinales; Debaryomycetaceae. Gene Ontology annotation, cellular component: RNA polymerase II, core complex. The coding region runs from base 1 to 903 and encodes 300 amino acids. Gene Ontology annotation, molecular function: DNA binding; DNA-directed RNA polymerase activity; protein dimerization activity.